Neogale vison (American mink) is the source of this 171-nucleotide messenger RNA. RefSeq names its product short transmembrane mitochondrial protein 1. The transcript has a single exon. Lineage: Eukaryota; Metazoa; Chordata; Mammalia; Carnivora; Mustelidae. The coding region runs from base 28 to 171 and encodes 47 amino acids. The record is from RefSeq and is a predicted model, not a curated record.
CCCUUUGCGCCUCUCCUCGCCGACGCCAUGCUGCAGUUCCUGCUUGGAUUUACUCUUGGCAACAUGGUUGGAAUGUAUCUGGCUCAGAACUAUGACAUACCAAACCUGGCUAAAAAACUAGAAGAAAUAAAAAAGGACUUGGAUGCCAAGAAGAACCCCCCUAGCUCAUGA